This is a messenger RNA of Chenopodium quinoa (quinoa), 414 nucleotides long. Its product is annotated as auxin-responsive protein SAUR50-like. The record is from RefSeq and is a predicted model, not a curated record. Bases 1 to 414 code for a protein of 137 amino acids. Gene Ontology annotation, biological process: response to auxin. The transcript has a single exon. NCBI's taxonomy places the organism in Eukaryota, Viridiplantae, Streptophyta, Magnoliopsida, Caryophyllales, Amaranthaceae.
AUGUUGAAGAAGAUUAGAGUGGUAAAAUCCUUGUCUAAUCUUUCCAAGAAAACAAAGGCGACGAUCAACAAAGUUGAUAGUUGCCAUUCUUGUGAGUAUUCACAUCGACAAUCAUUGCUAGUUAAAGGAUCGUUGGAAGAAGAUUCAAUUUCUCCCACGAAGAUCCCUACAGGGUUCUUCGCAGUAUAUGUUGGGGAGGGGAGGGAAAGAUUCCUCGUCCCCACGAGUUUUCUUUCUCAUCCCCUCUUCAAGAUGUUGCUAGAGAAGACUUAUGAUGAGUUCGGGUUUCAACAAAAGAAUGGCCUUAUUGUACCAUGCAGCGUUUCGACUUUUCAAGAAGUGGUUAACGCCGUAGAAAGUAACCAUGGAAGGUUUGACAUGAGGAAACUCUUUGAGGAAGUUAUUGUUGUCUGA